GCGCUCUACUUUAUGCUCUUUUAUCUCUGCGGAAGAAUACCCAAAAACACUGGCCAGUGUCUGUUGACGCUGGAGAAAUUGCAAUUAUUUUUGAGACGGCGCUUCUCAUUGGAUACAGUGGACCUGCAAUAUUCUGCCCAUUGUACGGGAGCCCACGAUUGGCUACGUUGGAUCUGCAAUGCGUCAAACAAUGGCGCCUAAUAUUACCUGAGUAGUUUAGGAAAACGGUAUGGCCGGACAGUCUACUUUGUAUCACAGAGAAUUUUGUAAUACUAUAGUUAUUGCUGUCGACAAGAAGUUUCUUUCAGUCUGCCUAGUUCCUCAAAAUCAUACAUCCUGAUCUGGCAGGGGCUCGAUUGGAGUUUUUUGGGAGGAAUGGUGGGGAUCGGCGAUUGGUCACCGCAAGCAUACACGGAACUAUUUACUUUUAGUCGCGGAAUUGAAAAUGACAGGUGUAUCAAUCAGGGAAUAUACAAUUAAAAUAUUAGAAACCCUGUGCUGAUUGAGUCUAUUUUGUGAAUUAAACUACUACAUUCAAACCAAGAUUUACUUUUAGGCAAUAAUCUUGCAGUCUGCAACAAUAUGUCCCAGGCAUAAUCACGGUUUAAUCAGUCUAUGGAAGUGUGUUUGUGUGCUCAUGCUCAAUCAUACAAUUUACAUUCAAGAGAACAGGAUUUAAACAGCCUAAAAUUAUGCGAUUCCUAAAAUUCUACCUCUCCAACAAACCACAGGCGCGUUCGAGAUGACGUCAUAUUCAUGCGACUGUUUACACGCAGAGGCUAUCAACAUGGCACUAUUUCCAGCUUUUGCAGGAUUAUCAAAUACAAAAGCUGAGAUUGCACCUAAAGAACUAGAAUGGCUGAACAAUCAAAGUUUCCGCACUGAUGACGCUCUCUCUCUUCACCAACGAGCCACUGAGAAAGCCAACGAAACACAAUCGGCAGAAACAAGACACGUUAUACCAGAGAGGGAGGAUAAGAAUGAUGUCCAAUCCAACAAGAAGAAAAAGAAGAAGGAGGAGAAGAAGAAGAAGAAAAAAAAAAAGAAGAAGCACAAGAAGAAGAGUGGAGAACCCUCUCCAGCAAGCAGUGGCUCAGAUUCGGAUACUAUCUACCCCAGUGACCUCCUAAAAAAGGCUGAGAGCACUCCUCCCAGUGAGGCGGUUCAGGUGGAGGGGUCUUUUGUGUGGUUGGAUGACCUCCAGACCCCCACCGAUCAGCCCUUCUGCGUGGACAGGAGAGCAGACCGUGCCAACUGGGAGUACAAAUCACUUUACAGAGGAGAUAUCGCUAGGUACAAAAGGAAAGGCUCUUCCUCUCUGGGUUUGAACCUGCGGUCUCAGGCCGUGAGCUGGGCUGAGUCUGGCCCAGAGAAGAAGAGAGUGGACAGGAGACAGAGACCCAACCGCUACUUCUCCCCCACCGUCCGCCAGCUGCUGAUGUCUGAUGGCAAACCCACGUUGCCCAGACCUCCACCAGAGGACACCACAACCACCACUUUAUCCUUCAUCCCUGUGCCCUCCUGUCUGGAAGGUGAGGCAGAGGGGGGUGGCUCUGCCAAAGGCCAGGGCUCCUGGGUCAACCCCCUGGGGGUGUAUGACUCCUCCACGUCCCUGUGGCUCCAGGGGAAGGGGAAGGUGGAGCAUGGCAAGGCAGAGGAACAACCUUCUACUCCCAGGGACAAUGCUGCCGUCAUGCUGGCUGAACGGGUGGAGGACUUCAAUAGGAGGCUGAGGGAAACCCCCACAGACACACACACCUGGCUUCAGUUUGUCCUCUUCCAGGACGAGGUAGCUGGGGCGCCUGGGGUGUUUGCUGACAUCUCUGAGAACGAGAGCGAGCGGCGGAAGAGGUCAGUGCGCGCCACGCUGGAGAAGAAGGUAGCCAUUUUGGAUCGAGCAGUGGAGAAUAAUCCGAGCUGCGUGGAACUGAAGCUGGAGCGACUGCGGCUCUGUAGGGAGCUGUGGGAGCCGGCAGCCCUGCUGAAGGAGUGGAAAAAGCUGGUGUUCCUGCACCCCAACAGUGCCCCCCUGUGGAGGAAGUACCUGCUGUUCAUGCAGAGCCACUUCAGUACCUUCUCCGUGUCAAAGGUCAACACGGUAUACGGGAAGUGUCUGAGCACGCUGGCGGCGGUGCAGGAUGGGAGCAUGGUUUCUCACCAGAUGCUGCCGGGCACUGAUGAACACAUGCUGGCCAUCUUCCUCCAGCAGUGUCAUUUCCUCAGGCAGGCUGGCCACUCAGAGAAAGCUGUGUGUCUGUUCCAGGGCCUACUGGACUUCACCUUCUUCAAGCCAGACACUGUCAAGGACCUACCCACCAGACAACAGGUGGAGUUCUUUGAGCCAUUCUGGGACAGUGGGGAGCCCCGUGUCGGGGAGAGAGGGGCCAGUGGAUGGAGAGCCUGGAUGACCCAGCAGGAGAGAGGGGGCUGGCUCCAACCCAGUGAACAAGAUGAUGGAGAUGAAGAAGAUCAGGAGGAAUUGGAGGUGAAGGAUAAAACCUGGCCCAAGUGGAGGAUCUGGUUGGAUGUGGAGACGUCACGCGAGGCCAUCCAUUGGCUGCCAUGGAGGCCGGACAAAACCAAGGGCCAAUCGGUGGAGGACUGUGAGGACCCGGACCGACAGGUGCUGUUUGAUGACAUUGGGCCGUCUAUGAUCCGGCUGGUCCGCCCAGACCUCCAGCUAUGUCUUCUUCUGUCCUUCCUGCACUUCCUGGGUCUGCCUGCUGACACUUCCUGUUACAGCGCCCCCUCCUGUAGCCUGCUGCUGGAUGAUCAGGCUCUACUGGGGGAUGUUCACCACCCUGACUCACCACUGACCUCUUAUGCCCUCCCUGUUCCUGGGGUCAGCCCCGUGGGUCACAUGACCUCUCUGCAGGGUGCCAGGAGGGGGGUGGGGCUGUGUAAGCAGGGGGAGGAGUUUGUAGACAACGUGUUCCAGAUGGUUCUGCCUCUGUUCUCUGCUCAGGAGAGAGCUGUCCUCUCACUACACUGGAUCCAGUAUGAGAAGCUCAAGGUGCUGAGGUGCGUGCGCGGCAGGAACAAGAAGCGUGUGAAAUCCCAGGGGAAGAGGAGCAAGCGCCUGGCCAAGCGCCUGCUGAAGGAGCCAGAGAACCGGGGCCGCCUCAGCCUGUGGAGGGAGUACGCCCACCUGGAGUGGCUGCUAGGGAAUUUGGACGAGGCCCACAAGGUGUUCGACACAGCCCUGGGACUGGGCGUGGCAGGAGGGCUGGCAGACCCUGCCCUGUGUGACCUCUGCCUGCUCUACGCCCAGCUGGAGGUGGAGGAGGCCUGGCGAAGGGAUACGGGCGGGGCAGGGACGACUGUUACGACCGCCAUGUCUUCACCAGCGGUCUAUAUCCUCACCAAGCUAGCAGAGGGUAGUUCGUAUGCCCCCUUCCUGGGACAGUUGGCUCCAGUGGCCGUGCUGAAGGCCAGGAAGGCCUAUGAGCAGGCUGUGGUGAGCUCCCUGCCUGGGCAGGAGGAGGGGGCCGCGGGGCAGGGGCAAUCCAAGUCCAGGCAGGUCAAAGGUCUGGUGGGGUGUUACGCCCUAUUCCAGUACCUGACUGUGGGGGUUGAUGCUGCUGAUGCUGUCUACAACCUGGCCAGAAAGAGGCUGGAGCAACACUCCAGUAUGUCAGCCCAGGAGUCAGCUAGCAGUGAAGUUAUGUGUGACAUACAGACACUGAGCUCUGUCUCAGAGUGUGAGGCCCUGGCUGUCCAGCAGGUGGCGCUACUGCGCUACCACACCAGCACCAACGUGUACCCACUUAGCCAUAUCAGACUGGCGCUGACCUCGGCCCUGGCCCACUUUGCCUCCAGCACUUCUCUGUGGCAGUUGUAUGUGCAGGUGGAGAACCGCUACCAUAGCGCUGGCAGGGCUCGCCGCUUCUUCCACAGCGUGACCAAGGCUAGUACCAGUGUCGUGCCACGCCUGUUCGCCAUCAGCGCAGAGCAGCAAAGGAAGCAGCUAGUGGACUCUGUUCAGAGGUCUGAUUGCUGUGGUGACACCGUCUCCAGCCUGCCAGAGAACGGCCUGAGCAACCGUAUCCGCUCGCUGUUUGAGAAUGCCAUAGCAACAGAGCACGGGGUCCACUGUCCGUUGCUGUGGAGGAUGUACAUGAACUUCCUGGUGUCAGAGGGGAAGGUGGAGAAGGGAAGAGGUAUCUUCUACAAGGCUCUACAGGACGUCCCAUGGGCAAAGGGUUUAUACAUGGACGCGGUGCAACUCUUCCCUGAGCACGUGCAGGAGUUCCUGGACCUGAUGACCGAGAAGGAGCUCAGACUGAGGGUUCCCAUGGAGGAGGUGGACAUACUGCUGGAGGACUGAAGCUCUAAAACCCUUUCCACAGUGCACUGGGGCCUGGCUUCCUCAGACACUCCACUGUGGAUACCCGAAGUUGUGCACUGACCAAUAGAACAACCAAGUGUCUUCAUGAAGAAGACCAUUUUACUAUUCAAACAGACGUGUGAAUAAAUGAUGUUACACUUAUUAGUGUUAAUUCAAUAUUUUGAUGGAUUGCAAAUCCAUAUUUUUAUAUUUCCAGCUUUUUAUGGAUUCUUAAUCCAUAUUUUGAUUAACAUAAUAUACUAUUUUUCUGUCAAAGAUUUGUUUAGAUUUAAAAAAAAAAAAAAAUUAUGGACUGAAAUAAAUGUUUUGUUUCCCAAUAUUGGCCUAUCAACCUUUAUUUAAGAAUGAGCUCUGAGCUUUCAGCCAAUGUGAACCCUGAGGGAUGCUUGUGUGCAUUUCCUGCGUGGAUAACGACAUCAUCACAGCUUAACAGUGUGGAAAGGAGCACACCUGAGGGUACACUUCAGAGCCCGGAAGAAGAGAGGAAACACACGAGGGUAGAGAAGCUUUGUAUAGUCUUUUUAAUGACUGUCCUUCAGAGUAGUUAGAGCAUCUACUCUGGCUGUCUCGGGUGAGUGAUGCUUCUGAUGACCUUGAACCUAUGAUGAUUAUCCUCUGUCAUUUUACUGGAUUGGCCUCGAUCUACUACAUACUACUCAGGCUAUGAUGUAAUAUUUUAUUAGUGAAAUACACAACGCCUUCGGAAAGUAAAAAGUAGCAUUGCCUUUAAAUUGUUUAACUUGGGUGAAACAUUUUGGGUAGCCUUCCACAAGCUUCCCACAAAAAGUUGGGUGAAUUUUGGCCCAUUCCUCCUGACAGCUGGUCUAACUGAGUUAGGUUUGUAGGCCUCCUUGCUCACAAACACUUUUUCAGUUCUGCCCACAAAUGUUCUAUAGGAUUGAGGUCAGGGCUUUGUGAUGGCCACUCCAAUACCGUGACAUUGUUGUCCUUAAGCCAUUUUGCCACAACUUUGGAAGUAUGCUUGGAGUCAUUGUCCAUUUGGUAGACCCAUUUGCGACCAGGCUUUAACUUCCUGACGGAUGUCUUGAGAUGUUGCUACAAUAAAUCCACAUAAUUUUCCCUCCCUCAUGAUGCCAUCUAUUUUGUGAAGUGCACCAGUCCCUCCUGCAGCAAAGCACUUCCACAACAUGAUGCUGCCACCCCCGUGCGUCCCGGUUGGGAUGGUGUAUUUCAGCUUGCAAGCCUCCCCUUUUUCCUCCAAACAUAACGAUGGUCAUUAUGGCCAAACAGUUCCAUUUUUGUUUCAUCAGACCAGAGGACUUUUCUCCAAAAAGUCCAAUCUUUGUCCCCAUGUGCAGUUGCAAACCGUAGUCUGCCUUUUUUUAUGGCGGUUUUGGAGCAGUGGCUUCUUCCUUGCUGAGCGGCCUUUCAGGUUAUGUUGAUAUAGGACUAAUUUUUACUGUGGAUAUAGAUACUUUUGUACCUGUUUCCUAUAGCAUCUUCAAAAGGUCCUUUGCUGUUGUUCUGGGAUUGAUUUGCACUUUUCGCACAAAAGUACGUUCAUCUCUAGGAGACAGAACGCGUCUCCUUCCUGAGCGAUAUGACAGCUGUGUGGUCCCAUGUUGUUUAUACUUGCGUACUAUUGUUUGUACAGAUGAACUUGGUACAUUCAGGCGAUUGGAAUCCAUUGACUUGUGGAGGUCUACAAGGUUUUUCUCUGAGGUCUUGGCUUAUUUAUUUUGAUUUCCCCUUGAUGUCAAGCAAAGAGGCACUGAGUUUGAAGGUAGGCCUUGAAAUAAAUCCACAGGUACACCUCCAAUUGACUCAAAUGAUGUCAAUUAGCCUAUCAGAAGCUUCUAAAGCCAUGACAUAAUUUUCUGGAAUUUCUAAGCUGUUUAAAGGCACAGUCAACUUAGUGUAUGUAAACUUCUAACCUGUCUGUAAACAAUUGUUGUUAAAAUGACUUGUGUCAUGCACAAUGUAGAUGUCCUAACCGACUUGCCAAAAUGAUUGUUUGUUAACAAGAAAUUUGUGGAGUGGUUGAAAAACAAGUUUUAUUGGCUCCAACCUAAGUGUAUGUAAACUUCCGACUUCAACUGUACAUGAUUCCAUCUGUUAUUUCAUAGUUCAGAUGUCUUCACUAUUAUUCUACACUGUAGAAAAUAGUACAAAUAAAGAAAAACCUUUGAACGA
Messenger RNA from Oncorhynchus nerka (sockeye salmon), 6502 nucleotides. It is a transcript of the gene nrde2, whose product is annotated as NRDE-2, necessary for RNA interference, domain containing. Bases 743 to 4327 code for a protein of 1194 amino acids. The transcript has 14 exons. Gene Ontology annotation, cellular component: catalytic step 2 spliceosome. Gene Ontology annotation, molecular function: protein binding. Gene Ontology annotation, biological process: RNA processing; negative regulation of RNA catabolic process; regulatory ncRNA-mediated heterochromatin formation. The record is from RefSeq and is a predicted model, not a curated record. NCBI's taxonomy places the organism in Eukaryota, Metazoa, Chordata, Actinopteri, Salmoniformes, Salmonidae.